Messenger RNA from Necator americanus (New World hookworm), 2472 nucleotides. RefSeq lists its product as uncharacterized. The record is from RefSeq and is a predicted model, not a curated record. Gene Ontology annotation, biological process: protein polyubiquitination; ubiquitin-dependent protein catabolic process; regulation of dendrite morphogenesis. The transcript is spliced from 24 exons. Lineage: Eukaryota; Metazoa; Nematoda; Chromadorea; Rhabditida; Ancylostomatidae. Gene Ontology annotation, cellular component: cytoplasm. Gene Ontology annotation, molecular function: protein binding; ubiquitin protein ligase activity; sodium channel inhibitor activity. Bases 1 to 2472 code for a protein of 823 amino acids.
AUGCUUAUGUUUGCUCGAACGACCACAACAGUUUGCUCACCCGCUUUACAUAUUGACAGCUGCACUCCUUCAAUCGAUCUUCAACAACAACAAUUCCCUGCUGGUUCUCCUUUGACUCGUGCUACACGAUCCUUCAUUGCUGUUCUAACAAAAGAAAAUCGAUAUCACUCGAUAACUGUAACUCGUACUCGGUGCAUUUCUCUUCGAUUGUUGGUCGUGAUGGUUGCCACUGUUAUACAUGGCAUUGAUAGAUCGACGACAGAGAGCACAGAACUGUUGCGUAUACGCGUAGCGAAAGGCGAACGGCUUGGCAAACGUGAUCUAUUCGGUGUCGUUAGUCCCUAUUGCGUUGUACGCCUUGAAAAAGCAGAUGGCGAACAAAUCGAUGAGAUCACGUUGGAGAAGAAGAAAAAGACUAGGGAUCCUGUCUGGAACUCAAUCCUCACAUUUCGGGUAACUCGACAAUGCUGUUUGAAGUUCUUCAUCUUUGAUGAGAAUAAAAUUAGAAAAGAUGCGCUGCUUGGAUCGGUCGAAUUCGAUUUAGCAACUGAGGACAUUCCGAACGAUACGAGACCACCUUGUGUUUAUCCGUUAAAGGGUGGACGACACAGGAAUAUUGGAAGUCUUUGGAUCGGAAUGCACUAUUUACCAUCGGAUCAAUCUCCGAGCGAUUCCACUAGCGAUCUGCAGGUGAACAACACAAUGCCUGAAGGUUGGGAGGAGCGCGAAGAUGGUAACGGUCGUACGUUUUAUGUAAACCAUAUACAACGUACUACGCAUUGGGAUAGACCAUCACAAAUGAAUGGAGUUUCACAACCAUCACUGCAGAAGGAUGCAGAUGGGAAAGUAAUAAGAAUAUUAUCGAAGGAAGAACGACAGCGAAACGAAGAAGAGGUGCGCAGACGUCGAGAUGACUAUGAACGUCGUCGACAGGUCACGAACUCGAGUCCAGAUGCGGUCAGGAGUCAACUUGAAGCGAUAGACAAUGCCAUGCGAUCCAAUUUUGCCGGUGGUACACACGCGAAUGGCGAAGCAGAAGAUGAGCCGCUCCCGGAGGGAUGGGAUAUGCAAAUUGCCCCUAACGGUCGAACGUUCUUCAUCGAUCAUCGCACUAAAACUACCACUUGGUUGGAUCCGAGAACAGGCAUUGCCGCUAGUCGACCCCAAGCCGGGAAAACAGACGACGAAAUUGGAGCGUUGCCAGAAGGAUGGGAGCAGAGGGUUCAUACAGACGGAAGGGUGUUCUUUAUCGAUCACAACAAUCGAAGAACGCAAUGGGAGGACCCACGGUUCGAAAACGAAAGCAUUGCUGGUCCAGCUAUCCCCUACUCACGAGAUUACAAGAGAAAGGUAGAAUACUUGCACUCGAAAUUACCACGAACAGGUUCAAAUGGUAAGUGCGACAUGAUCGUGCAUAGGGAGACAUUGUUCGAGGAUUCGUAUCGACAUAUCAUGGAAAAGUCUCCAGCCGAGCUUCGGCACAAAUUAUGGAUUGAAUUCUUUGGCGAAACAGGACUCGACUACGGUGGAGUUACGCGUGAAUGGUUUUUCUUGCUGUCACAUGAUAUCUUCAAUCCAUAUUAUGGUCUUUUUGAGUACUCAGCGACAGACAACUACACACUGCAAAUCAAUCCGCAUUCGGCUGCCUGCAACCCAGAUCAUCUUUCAUAUUUUUAUUUCAUUGGCAAAGUGAUGGGAAUGGCUAUUUAUCAUGGGAAAUUAUUAGACGCUUUUUUCAUUCGUCCAUUCUACAAAAUGAUGCUUGGAAAGAAAAUCACACUGUUUGAUAUGGAGUCAGUAGAUAAUGCCUAUUACAACUCUUUGAUCUACAUCAAGGAUAACGAUCCCGAAGAUCUCGAGCUGACGUUUGCCGUUGACGAUUGUGUGUUUGGCGAGACCCAAACCAUUGAACUUAUCGAAAAUGGUCGCGAUGUACGGGUGACCGAAGCUAACAAAGAAGAAUAUAUAGAAGCGGUAGUCAAUUGGCGAUUUGUCAAGCGAGUGGAGAAGCAGAUGGAACAGAUUUUAAGAGGAUUACACGAGGUGGUACCAACCAAUCUUCUUCGAAUCUUUGAUGCAAACGAAAUGGAAUUGCUGAUGUGUGGAUUGCAAAAAAUUGACGUCAAAGACUGGAAAGCGCAUACGGUAUACAAGGGUGGAUACGGACCAAGCAGUCAGGUAAUCCACAACUUCUGGAAAUGCAUCCUGUCAUUUGAUAACGAAAUGCGUGCACGUGUGCUGCAAUUCGUUUCUGGCACUUCGAGGGUACCAAUGAAUGGUUUCCGAGAGUUAUACGGUUCGAAUGGACCACAAAAAUUCACGAUAGAAAGGUGGGGGAGUUCGGAUAUGCUGCCUCGAGCUCACACAUGCUUCAAUCGACUCGAUCUUCCGCCGUAUCAAACCUUUUCCGAAUUGAAGCAGAAGUUGUGUACUGCCAUUGAAAAUUCUGAGAUCUUCAGUGGGGUCGACUGA